Molecule: messenger RNA, 3650 nt
Organism: Habropoda laboriosa
Lineage: Eukaryota; Metazoa; Arthropoda; Insecta; Hymenoptera; Apidae
Exons: 22
Coding region: 150-3650 (1166 amino acids)
Molecular function (GO): protein binding
Source: RefSeq, a predicted model, not a curated record
CCUUAGCUUUCGUACGUGUUUCACCGUGAGAAUCGUUUCAGUCAUGGCUACCGACUUUUACAGUGUUAUGCGAACGAAGUUUAAUGUUUAAACAGCUAAUUAUUAACAGUUUUUUUCGAUGAAAAUGAUGUAACUUAGAGGAUACCAAAAUGGCGCAGAUGAACCCGACAACAAUAAAAUCUUGGCUGCAACGAGGUGAUCUCGAGAAAUUAGAGCAUGUUGUUCUGGAAGGACGUGGAGCACGUCUGUUAGGUGAACAUUCUCCGGAUCUCAGAACUAGAGUCUUCCUAAAAGGACUCCCAAACUAUUUGACAAAAAUCUCUCAAGUGCACGACGCGGUUUCACGUGGUUCUUUAGCGGAAACACAGAAAUACAUAUCAGAGGCACCUAAAAAGAAGUUGGCUAUAGCGAAAGAUCCAGCUGGAACUCCUUUGCUCCAUAAAGCAGUUUGCCACGAUCAACAGGACAUUGUCGAAUGGCUCGUGCAAAAUUAUCCUAUUACCGUUCAACAGAAAGAUAGAGAAGGUAGAACAGCGUUGCAUUACUGCGCUGCUUGCAAGGAUCCCGAUGCAAUUUGGGAUGUUCUCAUAAAAAACGACUGCGACGCGAGUAUCUGCGAUAAAAAGGGCAAUCCUGCUGCUUACUAUCUGAAACAUAGCUCAGAAUUAGAGUUACCGGAAGCAGAGAGCAUGUCUCGCCGGAAGACCAGCACUAGCAAGGAAAGCUUAGAUUUCAAACCUUCCAAUAUAAGAAUAUGGAUUCACAAUCGAGACAUUGGGAAAUUACAACAGGUUCUAUGGGAAGGCCAUGGGAACAAGUUGCGAAUGGAAACCAGCAACAAUCCUCGUGUAAAAAAAUUUUUGGAAGCUGUGACUUUCAUAAUGGGUACCGUAAAAGAUAUUCACACAACUACGAUAAACAAUGAUUUAGAAGGACUCAGAAGUAAAGUUGACGCUACUUCGCCCAUAGUUCUCCGUGGCAAAGACAGUAAUGGUUUAAAUGUACUGCACAAGGCUGCUGGACUGGGAUUCACGGAAAUUGUACGAGAAAUCCUCGAGAGACAUUCGUCUGUCGUGGAAGCACAAGAUAACGAUGGAAAGACACCAUUGCAUUAUGCAGCUGCAGCGAAGGACGAUGGAGUUUUGUAUAAUUUGUUAACAGAGUAUGGAGCUGACGAAAGUAAAUUAGAUCACAGACAAAAAGCCCCAGCUUUCUACAAAAAUCGACCGUCAGACAUAGAUCAGUCGCUGCUGACGGUGAUACCGGAAGCGCCUCGAGUUUCUGGAACCGCGUAUCCCAAGCACUGGGACUGGAGGAUUCUUGAAGCCGAAGAAUCCAUAUCGAGAGGAAUGAAGAAAGUUAGCAGCGCAGAUAUAGAUAGUGCAUUUGGCAGCGCAGAAUCAACGACGAAGAAUUUCAGUAGAUCCAUGGAACAGAUAAAGAAUGUCGAAGAAGAUCACCACAAGGACCAAGAAGAAACCGCAGAAAAUGCAGAAAAUACCGAAACCACAGAAGAUGCUAAAAACACAAACAAAGAGGACACUGAGAACACAGAGCAUGCAGAGAGCGCAGAGAAUCCGGAAGACUCGAAAGAAGCAGAAAGUGCUGAGGACAAGGAAGAAGAGACUGCUCACGAAGCAGAACCUGAAGAAACAGAGGAAAGGACCUCGGAUGAUGACGUGGUAACAGGUACAGAGGCUCGAGAAGCUGAAGAACAUCCUAAAUCUGAGACGGAAGACGAAGAAGAGAAACCGGAGGAAGAAGAAGGUGAGAAUAAACCAGAAGAAGAAGAGAACGAAGGAGAAGAAGAAGAGAAGGAAGCCGCUGAACAUCACGAGGAGGAGAAUAAAGUGGAGCAAGAGGAGAGAAACGAGCCAAGCACAGGCGAUUCUGGUGUCGACGAUCCAGGAAACGACGAAGAUCAGCAGGUGAUCGUCGGGGAACACGAGGAACUUCCAGAGGCAGAGCUGAACGAGGCAAGCAUGACGGCGGAUCCGGAGAUCGAGAAGAUGCUGGAGACUGGGAAUAUGGAGCAAUUGGCAGCUCUGGUGCUGAACGGAGAGGGAAGAAGAUUGGUCGGACGACAUUCGGGGAAUCCUGAGCUGCAGGCGUUCAUCGAUCGCGUACCUUCUUACAUGGGAAAAAUCCAUGCAGUGCACAUGGCAGCGCGAGAGGGGAACCUGAGGGAUCUACAGAGCGCCCUAGAUCGUCGUAAAUUUGCAGUUGCGAGAGAUGGAUCAUCGCCUCACAAUGCUACACCCCUUCACGUAGCAGUAGUAUUUGGAAACACCACUAUUAUCAGAUAUCUGGCAGGCAGGUUUCCAGAAACUGCUCACGCAAUCGAUCUCGAUGGACGAACCCCUUUACACUAUGCGGCCACCCUCGCAGACAACGGCCAUUAUUACAAUCUUCUUCUUCACCUGGGUGCCAAUCCUUUAGUUCAGGACAAAUUCGGAGAAAAGGCGGAGUAUUACAAGCAAAAUCAAACCGAAUUCUCUCACAAAUCGCUGCUUCGCGAUUUCGGGGCUAACGAGAAGCUCGCAGACGAGAUGCUAACGGACAAAGAUGACCAGCAGGUUGAUAUACCGCUGUUUCGAGAAGAAGAAGGUCGUUACUUGGCAUCGUCUCUCGGCGAUCCAUUGAUCAAAGGUUUAACAGAAGUAGCCAACAACCGUCCAAAUGAUCCGGUUACUUAUCUGGCUACAUAUUUAUACAACUUUGCUAAUAAAAGCAAAAGCAGCCCGCAGGAACAGGAACCCAAUGUGUUAAUUAUUCCUGAUCGACCCGAAGAGAAUAUAGAAAACAUAGAAAAUAAAAAUGCGGACGAGGAUGCUGGCUAUCCUCAAAGUCCAGGUUCCGAUGUGCCAGAAUCAGCGUUUAGUAAUCCUAACAGAGAUGAACAUGGACAAAGCGUGAUCCAUUUCGCUGCCGUUCGAUCUUACGCGAAAGAUGGAUUAUUCCAUCUACUUCAAGAAAGCCAAGUUAACGUUGGUUUCAGAGACGAAUUAUACAGAACAGCUAGAGACGUCGCAGAACUGGCGAAUAUUCGAGAAAACGUCGACGAAAUUGAUCGUUACGUGGCUUACUUAGCAGCAAGAGGUGAAACUGAGAAAUUAGUCGAACUAUUAUUAGAAGGCUACGACCAUAUUUUGGAUAUAGAAGACGAAGGUGUGAACAUCGUAGACAUUGCUGCUGACAGAGGACGAGAAGCAACCGUACAAUUUUUACAAUCUAUUCCGAAUUAUGUGACACAACGUGAAGAAGUGCAUCAAGAGAUUAGAAUGGGUAAUGUAGCAAAGGUGAAAGAAUUGUUGAGUAAAAAUAAUGGAGGAGGGAAACUAUUAGCGAUGGGAAAGAACUCGAUGAGCAGAUGUGCUCUUCACAUUGCUGUGCUUCGUGAAAACGAAGAAAUGGUUGGAUACAUUGCGAAAACGUAUCCAGAAACUCUACGUAUUGGUGACAAUUUGGACAGAACUGCUUUACAUUAUGCAAUGGGUUUACCAUUGGUUGAAGAGUUAAGCACUACUCUUAUAAAAACGGGUGCAAAACGCAUAACUAAAGAUUUAAAAUCACGACAACCCUCUUACUAUUUUAUGAACAAGUCAGAUAUCGAGAGACUUCAGGAAGAAGAAGACAGUUUGAUCCAAUAG